AUGUCUCCCCACAACGACGCACCUUCUCCCAGCGGCAGCUACACGGCGGGCUUCAACAGAAUGCAAUACCCUUCCACGGUCACAUCCAGCCUCAUGACAGGGCACCUCAACGCCAUGGAACCUCACUCCCCUCUCAGCAGCUCGUACAGCACCACCUCAGAAAGCUCAGACUUCCACAUGGACCGACCUCUCGUGCCCGGCGUCUACGUGCCGACCAUGUGCUUCUUCGACGAAGACACCGAAGAUGUUGACACCGACGCCAUCGCGAGCCACGCGGUCCGCCUUGCCCGCGCUGGCGUCACCGGCCUAGCCACCCAGGGCUCCAACGGCGAAGCCGUCCAUCUCACCCACUCUGAGCGCCAGCUCGUGACCGCCACCACUCGCAAGGCCCUCAACGAGUCCGGCUACGCACACAUGCCCAUCAUCGUUGGCUGCGGUUCGCAGAGCACACGCGAGACCAUCCAGCUCUGCCGCGAAGCCUGGGAAGCAGGCGGCGACUACGCCCUCGUGCUCCCACCCUCCUACUACGCCCCGCUCUUCGCGCCCGCCUCGGAGACCAUCACCUCUUUUUUCACCGCCGUGGCCGAUGCCUCUCCCAUCCCGAUUGUCAUUUACAACUUCCCGGGCGCCGUCGGCGGCCUCGACCUCUCCUCCGACACCAUCCUCCGCCUCGCGGAACACCCCAACAUCGUCGGCGUCAAGCUCACCUGCGGCAACACGGGCAAGCUGAACCGCGUGGCCGCCGCCACGCGCAAGCUCGCGGGACCGGCCUUCAACCCGGCCAAGCCAGACUUCCUCGUGCUGGCGGGCUCGGCCGACUUCACGGUGCAGUCUCUCGUCGCUGGCGGGCACGGCAUCCUCGCCGGGCUGGCCAACAUCGCGCCCAAGGCGUGCAUCCGCACCAUGGAGCUGUACGGCCAGGGCAAGCUGGCCGAGGCCCAGGCCAUGCAGGAAGUCGUCGCGCAGGGCGACUGGACGGCGAUCCAGGGCGGCGUCGUGGGCGUCAAGUCUGGCCUGCAGGGGUGGAUGGGCUACGGCGGCCACGCGCGCAGCCCGCUGCCGCGGCCGAGCGCAGAGCAGGCCCGCCAAUGGAAGGAGGGGUUCAGGGACCUGGUCCUCCUGGAGAAGAGCCUCUGA
Molecule: messenger RNA, 1137 nt
Organism: Chaetomium globosum CBS 148.51
Lineage: Eukaryota; Fungi; Ascomycota; Sordariomycetes; Sordariales; Chaetomiaceae
Exons: 1
Coding region: 1-1137 (378 amino acids)
Molecular function (GO): 4-hydroxy-tetrahydrodipicolinate synthase activity
Source: RefSeq, a predicted model, not a curated record